GGCCGGCUACAGCGUAGAGCUGGCAGUCUACUCGCGACGGCGAUCUAGGCCGCACGUCGCGUUGGCGCCUUCGAACGAACAUUUAACUCGAACGUAAACAAAUGUAAUGUGAUCAAAAACUUUUUUAUAACAUGUUAUUGUGUGACCUGACAAUUCUUGAAGAUAUACACAAUCUAAGAUGAAAGCGUGGAGCGCUCACGAGCAGGACACGACGCUGUCUUGCUGCCGGACGCUGCACGUCAAACACGCUGCUUAUGCUAGCGCCCUCUAUACACUGAAUAUAUCAAUACUAGUGGUGCUGUUGUACAGUUGGCGGAUCGGUGUUAAUGCGAAGAGGUAUAAGGAGUUGGACGACGUUUAUUAUGGUGUGCAGAUAGCAUAUUUCGCGAUAAUAGGAACGCAAAUGUUCAUGAUCGUGCUCAGCAUAUUCCUCUUCUAUGGAAUUUAUAAAGAAAACGUGGCGUUUCUAGUGCCGUGGGUGGUCGGCUGUAUGACCUUCAUGGCCCUCGAGGCGAUGGCCAUGGUUUACUCCAAUAUACUUAGAGAUCAUGUUAACAAGCAAUUCGACUCAAUGUGCAAAGCCGAAAUAUCAUUCUUAAUACCACGGAUACUUCUAAAUUGCUUAUGUAUAUGGUGCGUCCUGCGACUCUACCACUUACUCCGCGCCGGCGUGACCUGGAAGGGCGCGGCGCCCAUCGAGCUGUGACUACUGCCGCCCCUCCAACCCUCGGAGCCACAGCCCCACUCGCAGCCCUGCGAGUCCACGCUCCUCUUAGGAGGGGCAGAGAGUGACACCGAUGCUAGCCUUCAUGAACUUUGACGACGCCGUUGUUACCAUGGAAACUAGGUUUCUAGAACUUAGGACUUGUUUUGUUUGGAUCCGACUGGUCCUUGACGUCUUUACACAUUUCGUGAUUGAAAUAUUUGUAACUCAAUUACUAUCUUCGAUUUAAAACUUUAGCAAGUUUAAUAUGAAGAAAUCUGAAUCCAAAAACUUGUCUAGAACUCUUUAGCGUCUCAGAAUUUCAAGAACAUUCUCAUUAGGAUACAGAAUAUAAUCGUUACGAACGGAACUACCUUCAAAGCGUUCAGACCAACCACUAACGAACCUGAUCUGAAGUCAAACCCCCAGAUUAACAUGAUCUUUGUAUUAAGGACUACACAUUGAUUCAAUCUUAGCACACAGAGAUAUCGCUGACCUAUUUAUUCAUAAAUGCUGCACAUAUCAGAUCGCUAGUAUUCUGGGUCGAAGGACUAAAUUACUAACGCCGCAUCUAAGAUCGGGUCGGGAGAUAGGUACUAAGGAACGGGUUUGGUUCAAGGUUUCGUUUUUGUAUUAGUUUUUGGUCCUUUCCUACAUUGUAUUUUGGAGCCGUAUCGUUAGAAGCAUUAAAUUUGAUUUUAUUGAUAUUGGCAGAGAAAAUAGUUCCACUAAAAAUAUCGAAACAAUAAAUUACCAUGCAUUUUACAAUAUGCAAUGUAAUUAGGUAUUACCAUUUACUUUUCUUGCAUUAACGUUUCCACUCAUAAUUUUUAUUUACAAUGCUACAUUAUCAAAUUAAAAAUAUACAAAAAGUAGAAACAAGUGCGGUUUUUAUAAAAGGUAAUUAUGCAAAUGACAGUACUUGGUCGACCAGUUAUAAUUAAGGCGAAGUUCUCCUAGCUACACAAACAUGCAUCGCCUUUACUUAGACAUAAUGAAAAGAAAAUUAACAGCGCAUGUUAUUUGCAUGGAAUAGCAGUAUUUUAUAUUAAAAUAUUUUCCACCCUUUUUAAAAGAGACAAUAUUCUAAUGAGAAUGUUUUCCGCUGAAUAAAAAACCUCGGCGUUUAUUUGUUUUAUAUGCUAUCUCUCAUUGCAGAAAAAUACAUUAUUCCUGACGUUAUAUACUUUUACCGUACAAGCCUUUGUGUGAUCCAUUCUUUUCCAAGCUUGAGUGUCCUCAGGGCUUGUGAUUCGAUAUCUUAAUGUUUGUAAAACCAUCGUUUCACAACUAUUAUAUUCCUUUUUCUGGGAGACGUUUACAAAGUAUUUUAAAUUAAUAUUUUUAUAAACCAAACUUUUUUUAACCUGACCUAACCGAUCUCUUUUUGUAUAUUCAGAUAUUUGCGUCACAUUUUUGUGUAAAGGCGGCCAAGGGUCAAUAACGAUGAUUCUAAAAACGUCGUAUCAGAUAAUUGUUUAGCCUUCCAUGUUAUAAUGAGUACAAUAAUAUUGUUUACUACGUAUCAUGAUAAGAUAUCAAUAGAUAUAAUGAAUGUAUAAUUUAUUAUUAGGGAAUUAUUAUUUAGCACACGGAGUCUUUGAAGUUACGAUGUAUUGAUAUUAAUUGUAUCAAUCGCCGUUUUCCCCAUUUUUUUAAUCGUUCAUUUAAAAGCCUGAAUUUACAGACUCAUGAAAUGUUAUGUCCCUCAGCAAACACUACUUAGAAGUUGUAGCCGAUCGUGAUUGGAAUAAAUAACUAUAGCGUAACUUCAAAGAACUUUCGCCCUGUAAAUAAAGCUUGUUUAAAACAAUAAAGGACAAAAUCCUAUGAUGAAAAAUAAACUUUUUAAGCUGAUUGGUCAAAGAGAAACUUUGUCCACCACAAAAGUAUUAAAUAACAAUGUAAAAACCAAAGAAUAUUACACUUUGAUCAGACACGUUUGAUCUAAAAUUAUUUGUAAAUAUGACCUAAGUUUAAAAGAAAUAUUUUGUAUAUAAAAGUAAAAUAAAUGUAUAUUUAUAUUUAUAGACGCUGAAACAAAGCUUGUUUUACUGCUUGUAAAUAAAUAGAGAAGUGACUUUUUAUUGGGUGAUGUAAACCGCCCAUCAUAAUAAACGCUGUAAAAAUAGACAAGAAAAUUAAAAAAAAACGUUACAAUGAAAUUCCGAUAUUAUACGUCUAAUAAAUUGAAUGUUGAAAUUGU
Molecule: messenger RNA, 2909 nt
Organism: Trichoplusia ni (cabbage looper)
Lineage: Eukaryota; Metazoa; Arthropoda; Insecta; Lepidoptera; Noctuidae
Exons: 7
Coding region: 179-706 (175 amino acids)
Source: RefSeq, a predicted model, not a curated record